Molecule: messenger RNA, 369 nt
Organism: Puccinia triticina
Lineage: Eukaryota; Fungi; Basidiomycota; Pucciniomycetes; Pucciniales; Pucciniaceae
Exons: 2
Coding region: 1-369 (122 amino acids)
Source: RefSeq, a predicted model, not a curated record
AUGUCCAUUGGCUGGAGCUUGUUGGUCUUGAUGGCAAGUUUGGAUGAGGGACGCGCGGUCCGGGCUUGGCUCCCCUCAUCAAUCUUCAUCUGCUCCUCCAACAUCUCCAGUGCUGGCCUGAAGGAGGCGGCUGGAAGCUCGCCGCUUGCGGGUUCAAUCCUUUCACUAUCCUCUGGCACCCUUCUCCAGCUUCCCCUCCAUCCAAUUGCUCAGCUCUGCUUCAUCCACCCCUCCAGACUUUCAACAUCAAAGAAAAACAAGUCUAUACACAUGGCCAGGUACGGACAGCUCCUGGCCGCAGACAAGGGCUUUGGGAUCCCCACGGAACUCUACUACGGUACUGGUACUUGCCCCGGCUAUGCCAUUUGA